Exophiala oligosperma is the source of this 1699-nucleotide messenger RNA. RefSeq lists its product as uncharacterized. Gene Ontology annotation, biological process: amino acid transmembrane transport. The transcript is spliced from 3 exons. The record is from RefSeq and is a predicted model, not a curated record. Gene Ontology annotation, cellular component: membrane. NCBI's taxonomy places the organism in Eukaryota, Fungi, Ascomycota, Eurotiomycetes, Chaetothyriales, Herpotrichiellaceae. Gene Ontology annotation, molecular function: amino acid transmembrane transporter activity. Bases 1 to 1692 code for a protein of 563 amino acids.
AUGUCAGAGAAGCCAAAGAUGCCGGCUUCCGAAGAGUUCAAGGGCGUCGUCGAUGUCGGAAUCGGCGAGGCUGAACUGAAAUCGUCUCCUGAUGCCCAUCUCCAGCGGAAACUGGGUGGUAAAGAAGUUCAACUCUUUGCGAUUGGAGGGGCCAUAGGAACAAGUGUCUUUGUGACGAUGGGAUCUUAUCUCCCCCACGGUGGUCCCGCAGGCCUCUUCCUGGGUUACACUCUCUGGUGUAUGAAUGUGUGGUGCGUGAAUGAGUGUUUUGCCGAGAUGGUCGUGUACGCACCGGUCCCGAGUGGCUUCAUCCGUUUCACCUCCGUCUGGGUCGACGAGGCACUGGCUUUCUCACAGUCGUGGGCUUUCUUCCUGUGUCAGGCUCUCCUCAUCCCUGCAGAGAUCACGGCCCUACACGUCGUCAUCACAUUCUGGACGGAUGAACUGCCCGUCGAGGCCACGGUGGUCAUUGUGAUUGCCAUCUACGGGGCUCUCAAUCUUUUCAGUACCGAACUGUUUGGCAAAGCUGAAUUCUACAUGAGCAUUGGCAAGAUUUUUUUGAUUUUCUUGUGCUUCGGCUUCACCUUUUUCACAAUGGUCGGUUGUAAUCCUUUAAGAGAUGCGUACGGGUUUAGAUACUGGAACAACCCUGGUGCUUUUGCGGAGUACCUCACGACCGGAUCUCUCGGCCACUUCUGGGGCCUGCUGAGCUGCAUGACCUUUGCCAGCUUCGCCGUCUGCGGACCAGAGUACAUCAGUAGCGUGGCGGGAGAGACGAAAUCGCCACGUCGCGUUCUACCAAGCUGCUUCACCAGUUUCAAGUGGCGCCUCCUCUUCUUCUUCGUCGGCUCAGCCCUUUGCAUCGGUAUCGUCAUCCCCUACGACGACCCGACCCUCGCGGCGUACCUCAGUGGCGAAGUGGCUGGCGGUGGCACGAGUGCCGCCGUGCCUUACACCAUCGCGAUGCGCCGGAUGGGCAUCAAGGGUCUUCCUCAUCUGAUCAACGCCAUCCUCCUGACUUCCAUAUUGAGUUGCGGCAACGGAGUCUUCUUCGCUGCUUCGCGAGCACUUUUCGUCAUGGGAGAGACUGGCCGGGCACCCAAACUCUUCACGAAGACGACGAAAAGAGGCGUGCCAAUCUACGCGGUGAUUGCGUGUCUCCUCAUCGCCUUCUUGGCCAUGAUGGGUGCGGACAGCGGAGCGAAUGAAGUCCUCCACUACUUCAUCGACCUCUGCACCAUUUGUGGUCAGUUCAACUACAUGUGCGUCUGUGUGACAUAUGUCCACUUCUACUACGGUAUGAAGCGGCAAGGGGUCUCUCGCGACACGCUCCCGUACAAGGCACGAUUCCAGCCGUACGGCGCGUGCAUCGGCGCCACGGCGGCCGUGGUGAUGAUGUUCCUGCUCGGGUUCGACAUCAUCAGCCCCUUCUCCAUCAAGUGGUUCUUCUUGGACUACACGCUGCUGGCGGUCUUUCCCAUUGCGGCCGUGGUAUGGAAACUCGUCAAAAAGACAAAAUACGCAGGUUUUGGCAAGGCAGACUUGGGAUUGAACGGUUUGGUCAAGGAAGUGGAUGAUUAUGAAGACAUGGUCCAGCCGGAGCCAGAAGGCUGGUUCGAGAAAUUCUUCAGUGGCGUCUGGACAUGGCAGGAAGUGGGAGACGCCGUGCGGCGUAAGAAGACACAUACUUGAAACAGCA